Lepus europaeus (European hare) is the source of this 5414-nucleotide messenger RNA. Its product is annotated as torsin-1A-interacting protein 2-like. Bases 271 to 2202 code for a protein of 643 amino acids. Lineage: Eukaryota; Metazoa; Chordata; Mammalia; Lagomorpha; Leporidae. Gene Ontology annotation, cellular component: endoplasmic reticulum; membrane. The transcript is spliced from 6 exons. The record is from RefSeq and is a predicted model, not a curated record. Gene Ontology annotation, molecular function: ATPase activator activity. Gene Ontology annotation, biological process: membrane organization; endoplasmic reticulum organization.
CACGACGCAGGACGUUCUGCCGCGGCGGCAUUGGGGUGCAGCCCGGCGUCUUCGAGCGGACAGAAGCUCCGAGGGGCUCUGCUGGCGCGGACUGACGGCUCUGCGAGUGGGAAACCGCCGGGAUCUUCACUAUAUGUUUACCUUGUUUCCUGGGCCUACCCGAAGUAUGAGCCUGUUGGGACUUGGGGCCAGAAGAAAGCAAGACAUCUUCACAAGGAACUCCAGACGCUAAAAAAAAUAUCCCCAAGUCUGAAGAGCUAGGACACAGACAUGGCCGACAGUGGAUUUACGGAUCCUCGAGAGGACUCUCCAAAGGAUUUGGAAAACGAGCCGUCAGUAAAUCCUCACGCGCAGGAGACCACAGUCACAGCAAGUCCCCCUGCAGAAGCUCAGGCCCUGCCUCCUGCCUCUGACCUUGACAAAGACCACCACGAGGGGCACCCAGAGGGUCCAGAAAGUGCAGACGCAGGCGGCACAUCAGAAGGCCCAGGUCCAGCAGACUUCGGAGACCAUCCCAAGGCUACAGCAGAACGUGAGAGCAAGCCCGGUGUCCCGGAUGGAGAACAAGGACAUCAGGUGCCCUGGGGAAGUCUGGGGGAAGAACCCCUGGAUCUGGAUCCUAACUGUUCUCCAAGCGACGAGGUAGGAAGAGCAGGUGCACAGCCGGGGAGCAGCUCUGCGGCCUUCCCCGAGGGAGCGAGUGACGGAGCUGCGGCUGCUUUGGGGGCGCCCGCCGCAGCCUCCCAGGAGGCCCACGGUCCGGGUCCUGGCAGCACAGGUCUGGACAGCCGGGAUGCGUUGAGGAGGCGACAGCCCGCUUCAGACUCUCCAAAGGAUUUGGAAAACGAGCCGUCAGUAAAUCCUCACGCGCAGGAGACCACAGUCACAGCAAGUCCCCCUGCAGAAGCUCAGGCCCUGCCUCCUGCCUCUGACCUUGACAAAGACCACCACGAGGGGCACCCAGAGGGUCCAGAAAGUGCAGACGCAGGCGGCACAUCAGAGGGCCCAGGUCCAGCAGACUUCGGAGACCAUCCCAAGGCUACAGCAGAAUGUGAGAGCAAGCCCGGUGUCCCGGAUGGAGAACAAGGACAUCAGGUGCUUUGGGGAAGUCUGGGAGAAGAACCCCUGGAUCUGGAUCCUAACUGUUCUCCAAGCGACGAGGUAGGAAGAGCAGGUGCACAGCCGGGGAGCAGCUCUGCGGCCUUCCCCGAGGGAGCGAGUGACGGAGCUGCGGCUGCUUUGGGGGCGCCCGCCGCAGCCUCCCAGGAGGCCCACGGUCCGGGUCCUGGCAGCGCAGGUCUGGACAGCCGGGAUGCGUUGAGGAGGCGACAGCCCGCUUCAGACACCGGAAGUCAUGGACAGGAAUCACAAAAACUAGAAGAAAACAAAGAGAAUGCUCAGGACACCAUACGAAAGAUUAAUAUAAAGGAUUUGUGGAGCUACGGUCCUGUCUUUCUGGGCUUCCUGGUUGCGGCUCUUGUGCUCAGUUCUGUGAACAGCUACUACUCCUCUCCAGCCCAGCAAGUGCCAAACAACCCAGCCCUGGAGGCCUUCUUGGCUCAGUUCAGCCAGUUAAAGGAGAAGUUCCCAGGGCAGAGCCCCUUCCUGUGGCAGAGAGGGCGCAAGUUCCUCCAGAAGCACCUCAACGCCUCCGAGCCCAGCGAGCCGGCCACCGUCAUCUUCACGGCGGCCCGGGAGGGACGGGAGACCCUCAGGUGCCUGAGCCACCACGUGGCGGAUGCCUAUACCUCCUCCCAGCGGCUGUCUGCCCUUCAGCUCGACGGGGCCCAGCGAGCCUCGCAGGACAGCGACACGGUCAAGCUGUGGGUGGACUUGGAGCUGAGCUCGGGCUUCGAGAACGGCCACAAGGCUGCCGUGGUGCACCGCUUCGAAUCCCUUCCUGCGGGCGCCACUUUGAUUUUCUACAAGUACUGUGACCAUGCGAACGCGGCCUUCAAAGACGUGGCCCUGGUCCUGACCGUCCUCCUGGAGGAGGAGACCUUGGAAGCUAGCGUGGGCCCGAGGGAGACGGAGGAAAAGGUCAGGGAUCUGCUCUGGGCCAGGUUUACCAACUCGGACACGCCCAGCUCCUUCAACCACAUGGACUCCGACAAGCUGAGUGGGCUGUGGAGCCGCAUCUCACACCUGGUGCUGCCCGUGCAGCCCGUGAGGAGCAUAGAGGAGCGGGGGUGCCUGCUGUGAGCUCAGCUCGGGGCUUGCUGGGGGGCCCAGGCGUGGGCAGAGUGCGUGAGGCCGUCCGUGUGUGUGGAAGGGGCUGGCAAACAGAAACGGCGUGGGAAGCACAGACGGAUUUAUUUCAGACAAAGGUUUUCAUUUUCCGCCAUAAUUCUUUCUAAUCUAUGAUGCUAAAUAUUGACCUUUUUUUUCCCUUUGCCUUUUAUAAAGCAAAUCAGGUUUGAAAUACGGCAUGGUCUAUGAAACAGGAAUUGUCUUUAAUCCCAAAGUUAUAGCAACAGAAUCAUCGCACAGGAAACUGCAGAGUGGUUUUUGUUUUCCUGGAUGAGAGUAACAAGCCUUCUGGGUGGUGUUUGGACGUGGAUGAAAGCAGUUAGAAUUGUGGAGCAAUGGUCAUUUUAAAAACUUAUAUCACCUGUUAAGUAUUUUAAAACUCACUUUAAUAACCUGCUUAUGGGAUCACAUUUUCUACUAACUUGCACUUUUGAGGAGUAUGAAAACAGGAAAUAAAAAUGGACACCAUCAACUCUUUACUGAAAUUCUACACGCGAAGCACUACGCUUUUAUUCCGUUAAUGAGCCGAGGUAAAAGCAGCUCUACUCAAAGGCUGCUCUUAAAAAUUGGACUCCAUGGGGAAGUUGUUUGUAAGGGUAGGAGACAGAAUUCCAGCUGGCUGUAUCUUUACUUCUGCUGUCGAAUUCUUCAGAGCAGUGACCCUCAGCUGUGUCAGCCAGUGCCCCCCACCCCUUACCCCAGAGAGUUUCUUCCUGUGACUCUCUUAUCCUUGAAUAUUGGGGUUCUCUGUAAGAUUGCAUUAGAACAAAGAGCUUCUCUGAUUAAUAAAGUCUGAAAACCAUUGAGUAAGUGAAACAAGAAGAGAACUCUUCGAGGACAGGAACUGGAUAGGAAAAACAGUGAAUGUACUGAAACAAGUAGGAAGAAGAUAAAAUACAGGUUCAGGGCUUAGAUGCACUAUUUGUGGAAGCUAAUGAUGUUUAAGUGAACAGCAGCAUGUGUAAGCUGGCAUAUGGGCAGAAGUUUCUGGUGCUAUUGGUUACUUCUGUUAAUCGUUAUUUCUGUCUCCCCGAAUGGAAUUUUGUAAUCGUUAGGAUGAGAGUCUGAGUGCCCCUACAACAGAACAAACCUUAAUAACCAAUCCAGUAGUAGAUUUCAUAUGGUCACUCUGGCAUCAGUGUAAACUAUUUGCUACGUAGUGAUGGAACAUUGUAUAACCUAGCUCAUUUCUUGACCAGCUGGUUGGAAGUCCCAUAAGGUUAGGGAACAGAAAUGUAAGAGAUGUUACACUUAGAGAAAGUAGAAAUCGUAGGUUUUGAGAUGCUUUAAUGGCCAGUGCUAAUGGCUGGGCCGUGUUCUGUGAGAGGACAGUCUUUGCUGGUUAGCAUCUGAGUUCUGAGAGUAGAGCCCGAGUGGUGUUGCCCUAGCAGAGGUUCUGUCCCGUCUGUUCCAUUACGUGGGCUGUCACCACGAUCCGGCAAUGGUUCAGCUAGGUUUUGUCUGAUUCAAUGAGGGCUCACACAGACACCCAUUUUUAUUUUUUAUUUUUUUUUUCUUUUUAAAGAAGUCGUGAUUAAAGUGUGGAAGGAUUUUAGGAAACACUAAGAAAUAGUUUCUUUACUGCUGCCUACAAUGCUGACAAUGACAUGGGAAAGGAUGUUUCUGCAGAAAUCUGUCACAGGAAUUGCAUGGAAGUCUACUUUAACCGCGGCCUGAAGCUGCGCUCAGCGUGUGGGGCAGACCUGGAGAAGGCGCACGUCUGGGUCUCCGGAGGAGUCGUGUAGUGGGCCUGAGAAAAGACUUGAACACAAAGCAUGGUGAAUGUAAUAUCAGCGUCCAUCCGGUAUACGGUCAGAGGAGAUUGGAGAGAACUCUAUGAAUUCGACGCAGUUGAAGGUUUUCUGUAUUUCUCGCCCUUGCACGCGAGUGUGACAUCACAGCGCCAGUGGUGCCUUGUGGAACUGUCGAGUGGGCCGGCUGGCCCGUGCUACCUCACGUGUGCACAGGAAGGUGUGCGUGUUCGGUCCACGUCUGUCCGUGACAGCUCACCGUGGAGACAGAGCUGCUGCUUCCUCCACCCAGCUGAAUGUGGUUCCCCUGCGUCUCCUCUCAAUGCCAGCUCCCGACAGUCCCAGCUUUGUUCUGCCAUUCAGUCUUUGUUUGAAACCCUGUCCUUCCAUGUGUAAGUGCAAUCAGCGGAGGCUGUUGUCAGUCUUCUGUCCACCAUUUCAAAAUGAUUUUCAGCCGCAGUGACUUAGCUCUGAGUCGUCUUAUGAGUACAAUGAUUAUUUUUAAAGCAUAAAACUAUAUUUGUAAAAAUUACAAAUGUUUAGCAUCUAAUGUACACUUGGGUUAAUUUCUAUUUACUUUUUUCAAGUUCUUUACAUUUUCCUUUGUGUUUUAGUUCCUCUUUCAGUAUUGUAAUGGGUAAUUUCCUUCUUUGACUCAGAAAAAUGUGGGGAUUUGAUAACCACACGUGAUUCCUAAACUCACUGAAUUAUUAUCUCAGAACAACCUUUAUUAUAUUUCAUAUCAAUGUCCUCAAUCACUUCUUGAGUGGUAAGAGUCCUGAAACAAACAGGGGACCUGCCUUUGGACGGGAGUUUCUUCCCCACCCCCACCCCUUCCCUGGAGACGUAGGUUUCCGGUUAGUUUCCAGGACCUGGCAGAGGAGUGCCAGAGAGUCCAUACCACAGCAGGUGGUAGUGCUGCUAUUUCUGUGUUUGAGACCAACAAGGCCAUCUGGACUGGUUUCAUCGGGGGGCCCCAAGCUUCUGCUGGUUCGUGGGGCGCACACAGCCGUCCCCUGCCGCCCUCUGCCGCCCUCUCGGCUCAUGCCCGGCGGGGCAGCGCCGGCCUCUGCGCGGGUUGUGACAGCUUGCAGCUGCUUGACUUUUGCUUUGAUCUGUUCAACAGCACCAGCACAGUGAGCACUGACGGUAGCUUGUGACAAGCGUGGCGCGUGCGGGAGCUGGUGAUGCGUCAGCUCUGUAUUUGCGUCCCUCUGACCAAAGUCUUGGAACCUAACUGAAACUUGCUGUCUUAUACUUGACGAGAAAAACGGGCUGUGCCAGUAUUAAUGCCAGAGUUCGUGUGUUCCCCUUUCUUACUGCCUUUGCAUUUGUUUCUACAAAUGUUGAAGAAUGUGCCUUAUUCAAAUUACUUGUCUGGGUAUUAUAAAAAAUAAAUCUUAACACUUCUCA